Molecule: messenger RNA, 630 nt
Organism: Aspergillus lentulus
Lineage: Eukaryota; Fungi; Ascomycota; Eurotiomycetes; Eurotiales; Aspergillaceae
Product: peptide alpha-N-acetyltransferase MAK3
Biological process (GO): N-terminal peptidyl-methionine acetylation
Cellular component (GO): NatC complex
Molecular function (GO): protein-N-terminal amino-acid acetyltransferase activity
Source: RefSeq, a predicted model, not a curated record
AUGAGCCAGGAUGUCUCUUCUUCACCCGCAGAGCCCACAGCUUCUGCUGCUGCUCCUUCAGAUCUCCGCUACGUGCGCUACGAUGGCUCUCGCGAAAAUGAAUACGUCUCCGCAAUGAGACAGCUUAUUUCUAAAGAUCUGUCGGAACCGUACAGCAUCUACGUCUACCGCUACUUCCUCUAUCAAUGGGGGGAUCUCUGCUUCAUGGCCAUGGACGAUACAAAGGAGAAAGACUACAUGGUAGGCGUGGUGGUUUCGAAACUCGAACCGCACCGGGGCGGUCCGCUGAGGGGGUAUAUUGCCAUGCUGGCUGUGCGGGAGGAGUACCGCGGGCGAGGGAUAGCGACCAAGUUGGUGCGGAUGGCAAUUGAUGCGAUGAUAGAGCGGGAUGCCGAUGAGAUUGUCCUAGAGACGGAGAUCACAAACACUGCUGCCAUCAAGCUGUAUGAGCGCCUGGGCUUUUUGCGAAGUAAACGUCUUCAUCGGUAUUACCUGAAUGGCAAUUCUGCAUACCGGCUGGUGUUAUACCUUAAAGAGGGGGUAGGCUCCAUCCGAACGAGCAUGGAUCCGUACGGAGCUCCAAUACCUCCUCCGGCCCCGGCUCUUCUGCAUGAGAACGGCCGUGGGUGA